UUUAAAUGUAUAAAUUUGUUUUUUAGAAUAUUAGGAUUUUUCUUUGCUGAUUAAACUCUUAAAUUCUUUCUUUUAUGCAGAUUAAGGGCUGAAGAAAUAUAAUGGGCUAAAUAUGGCUAAUUCUUGAAGCUGCUGUGUGUCAGCGUUGACAAAAAGCCCAAUGUUUUAAUUUUGCUGGCAGAGGAUGAAGAAACAUGAAUUGGGUCAGCGCUGAAAUGGAAAGAAAGAAUCUGCUGAUGCUGAAUGGGCUGAAGUGAAUUGGGCCAGCGCUGAUGGAGUUAAUUUGAAGCCCAUUUGAAGCCCUCUGUGCAGAUUAAGUGAAACGCAGCGUUUCAUGCUGCUAAGAUUUGAAGCAAAUGGAGAUUUUUCUUCCAAUUCUUCUAACUCAGCAGCUAGGGUUUUAGAGAACGCGAGAAAGAAAGGAGAGCUGUGGUUCGUGUCAGUUGCUCAGGAGCGCAAAGCUGUAUCAGACACACGUGUGGGAAGCUGGAUCAGUCAGAUUUACGGUUGGAAGCACGUGCAGAACGGUCGACGGUUGGAGAAGCUUUCAGAGCUAAAAAGCAAUGCUCCUUCAAAUUUGAAGGAUCAGACACACGUGCAAAACGGUCGACGGUGGGAGAAGCUUUCAGA
This is a messenger RNA of Vigna radiata var. radiata (mung bean), 630 nucleotides long. RefSeq lists its product as uncharacterized. Lineage: Eukaryota; Viridiplantae; Streptophyta; Magnoliopsida; Fabales; Fabaceae. The record is from RefSeq and is a predicted model, not a curated record.